AUGGCCCCUCCUCAGACCAAUGCCAACGGCGUCCUACCCGUCACACUCCUCCAGAAGAACCCCCAAGUCCAGACGUCCCGCGGCCCAAAGGCUGCUCAGCCCCGCCUGAAGCUCAUAUGUCGGCGACUGCCCCCGGGCCUCACCAAGGCCGAGUUUGUGGAGGCCCUGGGCGACGAAUGGAAACUGGGUGCUGGCAAGAUUGAUUGGAUCAACUACAGGAAAGGCAAGAUAUCGACCGAUGCCGCCAAACCGUCCAAGCCAGCGCGUGUAUACAUUCACGUUACGAGACAGGACCAUGUCAAGGCACUCGGCGACCACGUGCGCACAGUCACUUUCCACGAUGCGACCAAAUCAUGGCAGGACCCCGCCCUCGUCGGACCCCCCACGCUCGAGUACGCUCCCUACCCGAAGAUGCCUGGGGGUCGCCGAAGGAACGACAACCGCCAGGGCACCAUUGACCAGGACCAAGAUUUCAAGGAUUUCCUCGAGAGCCUCACGAACCCCAUCACUAAGCCUCCUGCUGCCGAAAAUGAAGGCCAGAAGGAAAAGGUCAAGACUACGCCUCUGAUCGAAGCGCUCCGGGAGAAGAAGGCCAACCGGGACAAACCGAGCGCAAAGGGCAACAGAGGGCGUGGAGAGGCCAAGGACGAUAGUGGUGAGAAGAAGAUCCUCGCCAAGCCAGGCAAGGAGAACGCCCUCAACUCGAAUGACAAGAAUCGUCGGAUGAGCAAGGCUGACAAGGCUCAAGCAACUAAAGACGCCGUCAAGAUCCUUAACAAGGAAGCAUCGUCCUCCAAGGCAACUGCUGGGACGGCAGACAAGUCUUCUGCCAGUCCGGCACCAGAGCGCAAGCGCGGCAACGUCGCACUCGCAAAGUCCAUGUUACAGCGUGACCUUGGUGUAGGGCCUGCUCCCAACCGUCGACGCGGAACGAAGCGCGAGGUUGGUGCAGCUGCGCCCGAUGCGAACGCUCAAGCAAAGGAGACCAAAGCAGUGGAUGAAAAGGCCAAGGAAGCGCCUGUUGCGUCACCAGCUGCAUCAACUCCAGACAAGACUUCACAAACAAGCAGAAAAGAACGCCCAACCCGAGCGGAACGGCGCGCAUUCAAGGCCAAUCAGGGCGACAAAUCCAGUGACAAGGCCACUGCCAGCGAUGUGAAGCCACAGACACCACUCAAGACCCCUGCGCCUCAAAUUCUCAAGAAGCCUCAAACACCGAACCCUCCUAAAGGUCCAGCUGCCUCGCGGGUACCACCAACCGAGCCUGCUGCUGCCCGAAACAGUUCCGCUCCAACACAAUCGCACGCUGCUCCUGCCAAGACCGAGACUGCACCUGCGCAGGCACAUAACAAUGCCUCAAAAGCAGCGCCAGCCAAUCCCGUACCUGCACCUACAAGCAAGCAAGCCUUCCUCAAGCACGCCAACCCCAGCCAAGGCAUUACCGAACCCCUCAUCGAAGAAGUCAUGAAGACAUUCGGCGGCAUCGAUAAAGUGGAGAUCGACAAGCGCAAGGGCUUUGCCUACGUCGACUUUGCUGAGCCAGAGGGUUUACGCAAAGCUAUGGCUGCCAGUCCUAUCAAGAUUGCUCAAGGCGCUGUGCAGGUUCUUGAGCGUAAAGAAAAAGUUGCUAGGGGCCCAAACCCAAGGUUUAACGGACCCCCGACUGGACCUGCUCGUGGCGGUGCAAGGGGAGGCUUUGGACCGAGGGGCGGACGCGGCGGCAGAGGUGGUGCUAGAGGAGGGCAUGCUGGCCCUGUGAAUGCUGGAGGUGCUGGCGAAGCUGCUUCUAAUGCAUCUGCUGCUGCGUCGGCUUCAGCUCCGGCACCUGUUGCCAGUGCUAACGCUGCUACGUGA
Messenger RNA from Alternaria burnsii, 1854 nucleotides. RefSeq lists its product as uncharacterized. Gene Ontology annotation, biological process: positive regulation of translation; nuclear-transcribed mRNA catabolic process, nonsense-mediated decay. Bases 1 to 1854 code for a protein of 617 amino acids. The record is from RefSeq and is a predicted model, not a curated record. Gene Ontology annotation, cellular component: cytoplasm; nucleolus. NCBI's taxonomy places the organism in Eukaryota, Fungi, Ascomycota, Dothideomycetes, Pleosporales, Pleosporaceae. Gene Ontology annotation, molecular function: mRNA binding. The transcript has 2 exons.